This is a messenger RNA of Fusarium poae, 879 nucleotides long. RefSeq lists its product as uncharacterized. The record is from RefSeq and is a predicted model, not a curated record. Lineage: Eukaryota; Fungi; Ascomycota; Sordariomycetes; Hypocreales; Nectriaceae. The coding region runs from base 1 to 879 and encodes 292 amino acids. The transcript has 2 exons. Gene Ontology annotation, molecular function: hydrolase activity.
AUGGAUCGUGCCUUUUAUACUGCCACUCUUGACAAUGUCAGUAUCGCUUACACUGAUACCCGCUCUGAAGGUAAUGAGAAGGGUGUUAUAGUCCUGAUACAUGGCUUCCCCCAAACUUCGUAUCAAUUCCGUAAAGUGAUCGGUCCUAUCUCCUCAGCAGGGUACCGUGUUAUUACACCAGAUUACCGUGGAGCCGGUUACUCGCACAGGACACAGACAGGUUUCACCAAGACUGAAAUGGCAUCUGAUAUCCUGGGGCUUCUUGAUCGCCUCUCUAUCAAAGACCCAGUCCAUAUUGUCGGCCAUGAUAUCGGCGGUAUGAUAGCCUAUGCUUUUGCUUCACGAUACGCCGACCGUACAGCCUCUGUAAUAUGGGGAGAAUGCCCCUUGCCCGGUACUCAAGCCCACGAAGACACAUGGAAGGUCCACGGAGUUCUUCACUUUCACUUCUGGUUCCAUCAAGUUCUCGACCUCCCUGAAGCUCUCGUUUCAGGCAGGGAGGAGAUCUAUCUUGGUCACUUCUAUGAUAAGCUGUCAUACAACUCGUCGGCGAUCAGCCAACAAGACUUGGACUACUAUGUCAAAAUGUUUAGUCGUCCAGGAGCUUUGCGCUGUGGAUUCAACAUGUACAGAGCAUUUGGGAAAGACUCGGAAGAGAACCGAGAGUGGGUUGCCAAACAUGGGAAGUGUAGAGUACGAGCAUUAGGUCUCAACGGUGGAGAGUGUCAGUUUAGUCAAGUAGCAGAGCAGAUGAUGGAGGAAGUUCACGAAAAGGGAACGUUUAGUGUUGCAUCGGUUCCAAAGAGUGGACAUUGGAUCGCAGAAGAGAACCCUGUCGAGUUUGUACGAGCCGUUGUUGAAUUCGUUGGAAAGGAGUGA